CCUGGUGUGCUGAAGGGAGGCGGGAGCAGGCUGCAGCUCCCCGGUGAAGGUCGGCCCCGCGGUAGGCAGCUGGGUCGCCGCGCACCUGGCUUGGGGCUGGAAGGCCGGGAUGCAGCUGCGCGGGCUCGCACGCGGGCUCAAGGCUCCACGACAGGGUGCUCGUCCGCGGGCACGGCAGGUCCGGCGCCAUGAGGGGCGUCCUCCUAGCCGGCGUCCUCGCAGUGCUGGCAGUCACAGCAGCAGAAUCCCUGAGCUGUGUGCAGUGUAAUUCGUUGACAAAACCCUGUGUCAACAGCAGCCUUACCGAGUGUCCCUCAGAUGCCAACACCAGCUGCACCAGUUUCCUGGCCAACUCUUCCAUAGCGGGAAACGUCACGCUGUACCAGGAUAAGGCCUGCUCCGCAGAGAACUGCACAGAGACCAGGGCCUUCACUGUCCAUGUGUCCGACGCAGAGCGCUUCCAUUUCGCAAGCGAGUGCUGUCAAGGAAAGGCAUGCAAUGACACGGGCGGGGCUCCAGACUUUGUGCCGGGAGAUGCAUCCAGCCUAGAGUGCCCUGCGUGUUACGGAUCUAACGAAACUUCCUGUGGCGGGAAAUCCUGGAAGUGUUACAAAGGGGAACGGUGUGUCAGUCUAAUCGCAGAAUUUAAAAAUGAUACUCAGAAGUUCGUGCUGAAAGGCUGUUCCCUCAUCAGUGACUCCAACUGUCAGUUCCUGUCUGCUGCAAACCGGACUGUCGGGGGAGUCAUCCUCCGAAAGUUUGAGUGUGGAAAUAGCACUGACACCUCGUCCACUCCUGUCCCCACACCGACCAACUCCACUGGCGUCUCGCCCAGCUCCCCCACCGACAAUGCCGGCUGCAGAGGCUCCUUUGCCCCCGUGGCCCUUGCCAGCCUCCUGCUGGGGCUGCUCCUCUGAGGCUCCCUCAACGUGUGCCCUCCCCUCCCCUCCCUGUGCACCUGCUCCACAAGUGGCUCCACAAUCCACGUGCCUCUGUGUGGGCUGCCGGGACCUCCGUGAUCCCUGCCCAGCUUGCUUCUGAGAAACAGAGCUUCCCACCUUGCUGACAUCUUCAGCCUGCAGCCCUGCACCUCUGGGGACCUUUCAAGGCCGAGUCCUGGACUCCAUAUCAGAUACCUAGGGGCUAAGAAAACCUUUCAGCCCCAACAUGCACAGAAAUCCAGGCUUAGUACAUAGGGUGUACUUUGAGUUGGACUUGGAGGAAUGAGAUUUUCUGUAAUAAAAAGUUUUAAAGGGGUGAA
Manis javanica (Malayan pangolin) is the source of this 1261-nucleotide messenger RNA. It is a transcript of the gene LYPD8, whose product is annotated as LY6/PLAUR domain containing 8. Lineage: Eukaryota; Metazoa; Chordata; Mammalia; Pholidota; Manidae. The record is from RefSeq and is a predicted model, not a curated record. Gene Ontology annotation, biological process: defense response to Gram-negative bacterium.